This is a messenger RNA of Notothenia coriiceps (black rockcod), 1518 nucleotides long. RefSeq names its product calcium-binding mitochondrial carrier protein Aralar2-like. The transcript is spliced from 15 exons. The record is from RefSeq and is a predicted model, not a curated record. Bases 34 to 1518 code for a protein of 494 amino acids. Gene Ontology annotation, biological process: malate-aspartate shuttle; L-glutamate transmembrane transport; aspartate transmembrane transport. Lineage: Eukaryota; Metazoa; Chordata; Actinopteri; Perciformes; Nototheniidae. Gene Ontology annotation, molecular function: L-glutamate transmembrane transporter activity; L-aspartate transmembrane transporter activity; calcium ion binding.
CACGGGACUAGUUGACGGUCAGCUCGCUUUAGCAUGGCAGGAAAGGCAGUUCUGCCUAGGAGGGCCGACCCCACUGAGUUGAAAGCCAUUUUUGAAAAGUAUGCCAACGUCAAGAAGAAUGAGGAGAGCUUCAUGUCGCCACAGGACUUUGUGAGCCGCUUCCUCCAUGCCCACACAGACAUCCGGCUGUUGGACGAGGCCGCGAAGCUGCUGGCUGGAGUCGUGGAUCAAAAGAAAGAUGGGCUGAUCUCCUUUCAGGAGUUCGUAGCAUUCGAGUCGGUGCUGUGCGCUCCAGACUCGCUCUACAUGGUCGCCUUCCUGCUGUUUGACAAGGCAGGCAGUGGAAUGACCAGUUUUGAGGAUGUGAAGGAGGUCUUCAGCCAGACCACCAUCCACCAGCACAUCCCCUUUAACUGGGACUGUGAUUUCAUCCGGAUGCACUUUGGCAGCGAGAGGGCGAAACGGCUAAGCUACGGAGAGUUCACCCAGUUUCUCCUGGAGAUGCAGCUGGAACAUGCGCGGCAGGCUUUCUUCCAGCGGGACCAGGACCACAGCGGCUCCAUCUCGGCCCUGGACUUCAGGGACAUCAUGGUCACCAUCCGGCCACACAUCCUCACAUCCUUCGUGGAGCAAUGCCUCGUGGCGGUUGCGGGUGGCACCACAUCUCACCAGGUCAGCUUCUCCUACUUCAACGGAUUCAACUCUCUUCUCAACAACAUGGAGCUGAUCAGGAAGGUCUUCAGCACUCUGGCUGGCCACCGCAAAGAUGUGGAAGUCACCAAAGAGGAGUUUAUUGUGGCAGCUCAGAGGUUCGGUCAGGUGACACCCAUGGAGGUCAACAUCCUCUUUCAGCUGGCUGACCUGUCAGAUCCCAGAGGACGUGUUGGUUUAGUGGACAUUGAGCAGAUCGCUCCGCUGGAGGAAGGCGCCCUGCCCUACAACUUGGCCGAGGUCCAGAGACAGCAGUUGGGCGGUGACGUCUCCCGGCCCAUCAUCACCCAGGUGGCAGAGUCGGCCUACAGGUUCUCCCUUGGCUCGGUGGCAGGGGCUGUGGGGGCCACAGCAGUGUACCCCAUUGAUCUGGUGAAGACUCGCAUGCAGAACCAGAGGGGCAGCGGCUCCCUGGUGGGAGAGCUCAUGUACAAGAACAGCUUCGACUGCUUCAGGAAGGUGGUGCGCUACGAGGGCCUCUUCGGCCUUUACCGAGGUCUCGUACCACAGCUACUGGGUGUGGCGCCCGAGAAAGCCAUAAAGCUCACAGUGAAUGACUUUGUGCGAGGAAAGACUCGACUGAAAGACGGCACCGUCCCGCUGGCAGCUGAGAUCAUGGCUGGUGGAUUUGCUGGCGGCUCCCAGGUGAUCUUCACCAACCCUCUGGAGAUUGUAAAGAUCCGUCUGCAGGUGGCAGGAGAGAUCACCACGGGGCCGAGGGUCAGCGCCCUGUCCGUCAUCAGAGACCUCGGCUUCUUUGGACUUUACAAGUCUGUGUAUUUAAGUGCUGUUUCUUGUUGGGAGUAG